GUUUGGGCCGUCCCGUGGGCUGGCCCGCUGCCCCCACGUGAGGGCCGGGCCGGAGCAGGGGGAGUCCGGGCUCUGCCGCCCUCCAGCGCCGUCAUGUGCGAGGUGCCCGCGGAGGUUCAGCGCUUCCUACAGCAGCACCCGGUGCUGCGCCUCGUCGAGCCGGGCAAUAAGGUGAAAUGCAGGUUGACAGGUCAUGAGCUGCCAUGUCGGAUGCCAGAGCUGCAAGCUUAUACAAGUGGCAAGAAGUAUCUGAGACUGAUAAAGACAACAAGAGAAUUUGACUACAGCGAAUUCGAGCCACACAUUGUGCCCAGUACCAAGAAUCCCCAUCAGCUGUUUUGCAAGCUCACUCUCAGGCACAUCAACAGGCUUCCAGAGCAUGUGCUGCGUCAUGUCCAAGGAAGGCGCUUUCAGAGAGCACUGAAAAAAUAUGAAGAGUGCCAGAAGCAAGGUGUGGAGUACGUCCCUGCCUGCCUCCUGCAGAAAAGGCAGCGGCGGCGAGAUGAUCAGGCUGAGGGGAGCAGGCAGCCCCGCAGAAAGGGAGAAUUCUGGGAGCCUAUGUCCAGUGAAGAGGAAGAAGAUGACACAGAUGAUAGCAUGAGUGACCUGUACCCAUCUGAGCUUUUCCCAGAAAAAAGGCCAGUGGUGCAAGGAGAACGGGAAGGUGGUGAUGACUUCGUGACAGAUAGUGAGGAAGAUGUGGCCAAGCCCGCAGAGGAAAACAGCAUCAAUGGAGAGGAGAGUGAAAAGAUGGACGAGACCAGACGAGCUGGCAAUAAAAGGGGAAAGCCACAGUUGAGUUCCUUAAAGAAGAAAUUUAAGAGUCACCAUCGAAAACCCAAAAGUUUCAAGAAAGCAGCCAAUGGCAAAUAAACUUUUCUAUAAGUGUGAAA
Messenger RNA from Gopherus flavomarginatus (Mexican gopher tortoise), 893 nucleotides. It is a transcript of the gene SURF2, whose product is annotated as surfeit 2. The coding region runs from base 94 to 873 and encodes 259 amino acids. The record is from RefSeq and is a predicted model, not a curated record. Lineage: Eukaryota; Metazoa; Chordata; Testudines; Testudinidae. The transcript has 6 exons.